Molecule: messenger RNA, 2815 nt
Organism: Drosophila innubila
Lineage: Eukaryota; Metazoa; Arthropoda; Insecta; Diptera; Drosophilidae
Gene: GABA-B-R1
Product: gamma-aminobutyric acid type B receptor subunit 1
Exons: 15
Coding region: 4-2550 (848 amino acids)
Biological process (GO): G protein-coupled receptor signaling pathway; gamma-aminobutyric acid signaling pathway
Cellular component (GO): membrane; G protein-coupled receptor heterodimeric complex
Molecular function (GO): G protein-coupled GABA receptor activity
Source: RefSeq, a predicted model, not a curated record
GAUAUGACAAGUGAUGGUGCUGUUACGUUUUGGAUAUUUUUGCUUUGUUUAAUCGGCUCACCGCAGCUGGAGGGCAGCGAGGCAGGGCGGCCGGAUGAGCUGCACAUAGGCGGCAUAUUUCCCAUAAACGGCAAAGGAGGAUGGCAGGGUGGGCAGGCGUGCAUGCCGGCCGCAAGACUGGCAUUGGAUGAUGUCAACAAGGAGCCAAAUCUGCUGCCAGGCUUCAAGCUCAUCCUGCACAGCAAUGACAGCGAGUGUGAGCCCGGUUUGGGCGCCAGCGUGAUGUACAAUCUACUUUAUAACAAGCCACAAAAGCUGAUGCUGCUGGCGGGAUGCAGCACAGUGUGCACCACUGUGGCAGAGGCAGCCAAAAUGUGGAAUCUAAUUGUGCUUUGUUAUGGCGCUUCGAGUCCUGCGCUAUCCGAUCGCAAGCGUUUUCCAACACUGUUUCGCACACAUCCUUCGGCCACGGUGCACAAUCCAACACGCAUCAAGCUGAUGAAAAAAUUUGGCUGGUCCCGUGUGGCUAUUUUGCAGCAGGCCGAGGAGGUAUUCAUAUCGACCGUAGAGGAUCUCGAGAAUCGUUGCAUGGAAGCUGGCGUCGAAAUCGUAACUAGACAAUCAUUUCUAUCCGAUCCAACAGACGCCGUGCGUAAUUUAAGACGUCAGGAUGCCCGAAUCAUUGUGGGCCUCUUCUAUGUGGUGGCAGCGAGACGAGUUCUCUGCGAGAUGUACAAACAGCAGCUUUAUGGACGUGCACACGUCUGGUUCUUUAUAGGGUGGUACGAGGAUAACUGGUAUGAGGCGAAUCUGGAAGCUGAGGGCAUUACCUGCACUGUAGAGCAAAUGAGAAUAGCUGCCGAAGGACAUCUCACAACAGAGGCGCUAAUGUGGAAUCAGAACAAUCAGACAACAAUUUCCGGCAUGACUGCCGAUGAGUUUCGACAUCGCCUGAAUCAAGCUUUAAUUGAUGAUGGCUAUGACAUUAAUCACGAUCGAUAUCCGGAGGGUUAUCAGGAGGCACCGCUGGCCUAUGAUGCUGUCUGGAGCGUGGCACUAGCUUUCAACAAGACAAUGGAACGUGUAACAUCUAGAAAGAAGUCGCUUAGGGACUUCACCUACACGGACAAGGAAAUUGCCGAUGAUAUCUAUGCAGCCAUGAACUCUACACAGUUUCUAGGCGUAUCGGGCGUGGUGGCAUUCAGCUCACAGGGCGACCGUAUUGCGUUAACACAAAUCGAACAGAUGGUAAAUGGCAAAUACGAAAAGUUGGGAUAUUACGACACCCAACUGGAUAAUCUCACUUGGCUGAAUACGGAGCAAUGGAUCGGUGGCAAGGUUCCUCAAGAUCGCACUAUAGUCACGCAUGUCCUGCGUACGGUAUCCCUGCCUUUAUUCAUCUGUAUGGGCACCAUCUCCAGCUGUGGAAUCUUCGUUGCAUUUGCUCUGAUCAUCUUUAACAUAUGGAAUAAGCAUCGAAGAGUUAUACAAUCUUCACAUCCUGUUUGCAACACCAUUAUGCUCUUCGGUGUUAUCAUCUGCCUAAUCUCAGUCAUAUUGCUAGGCAUAGACGGCCGCUUUGUCAGUCCGCACGAAUAUCCAAAGAUUUGUCAAGCUCGAGCUUGGUUAUUAUCCACCGGUUUUACACUAGCAUAUGGUGCUAUGUUCAGCAAAGUCUGGCGAGUGCAUCGAUUUACAACAAAAGCGAAAACUGACCCGAAGAAAAAAGUGGAACCUUGGAAGCUAUACACCAUGGUUUCGGGGCUCUUAUCAAUAGAUUUAGUGAUAUUACUGUCUUGGCAGAUCUUUGAUCCGCUGCAGCGUAUACUCGAAACAUUCCCACUCGAAGAUCCAGUAUCUACAACUGAUGAUAUUAAAAUACGUCCAGAGCUUGAGCAUUGCGAAAGUGAACGCAAUUCCAUGUGGUUAGGACUCGUGUACGGUUUUAAGGGUCUAAUACUCGUAUUUGGCCUGUUCUUGGCCUAUGAGACACGUUCGAUUAAAGUGAAACAGAUCAAUGACUCGCGUUAUGUGGGCAUGAGUAUCUAUAAUGUGGUUGUGCUGUGCCUCAUAACAGCUCCAGUGGGCAUGGUCAUUGCUUCGCAGCAGGACGCGUCAUUCGCAUUUGUUGCACUAGCUGUGAUAUUCUGUUGUUUCCUAAGCAUGCUACUGAUAUUUGUGCCAAAGGUCAUUGAGGUAAUACGACAUCCCAAAGAUAAGGCCGAAUCAAAAUACAAUCCAGACUCGGCCAUAUCAAAGGAAGACGAGGAACGCUAUCAAAAAUUGGUAACCGAAAACGAGGAACUACAACGAUUGAUAACACAAAAAGAGGAAAAGAUACGAGUUCUAAGACAGCGGCUUGUCGAGCGGGACGUCAAUACGAAGAGCACAGAACUGAAUGGCGCAUCGGGCGUCUGUGGCGGAACAGCAACAACCUCGCUUGGUAUUCAGCCACCGCCUGCUUCAAUCAUCAACACAACCGCUUCCGCACAUCCCACGCCAUCAGCCACACUCGCAAUCACACAAGAUACUCAUGAGCACCGUACAUGAAAAAACUUGUCAAUUUCCUUUGCGUGAUAGGUGAAUUAUACAAAAAUGAAGAUGCUAAUAAUAAAUAUUAACAAUAUAUAUGUAUGUUUUUGAAAAAAAAAAACUUUGUAUCAACUUUAAGCUGAGCUAAAUAUGAAAAUUGGUAGCAGCAAUUUUGUAGAAUAACUGAAAUAUGUAUUGUACCUUAAACGUGUUUAGCAAGUACUUGAAAACGAAAUACUUUUAACUUAUUAAUAAACAAAUAUUAACGACAUUAGAAUGUGAA